Molecule: messenger RNA, 4794 nt
Organism: Tachysurus fulvidraco (yellow catfish)
Lineage: Eukaryota; Metazoa; Chordata; Actinopteri; Siluriformes; Bagridae
Gene: zdhhc8b
Product: zinc finger DHHC-type palmitoyltransferase 8b
Exons: 11
Coding region: 173-2404 (743 amino acids)
Biological process (GO): protein palmitoylation
Molecular function (GO): palmitoyltransferase activity
Source: RefSeq, a predicted model, not a curated record
UGUAUCCAAAUCCCCGCCCCUUCACCCUCUCCCAGCCUGUCGUGCUUUAACGGUGAAGAACACAAACGGUACCGGAGCGGAUUUAACGGGACCGGAUGGUGCACGCGCUCAGCCCGCUGUGUGUGUAUAUGUGUGUGUGACGGUGGGGACAGAGGAAUGUGGAGUUUACAGAAUGCACGUCAGCGCCGGACAAAGAUUUAAACCCACCAAAUAUAUCCCAGUGUGCACCGCGGCCGCUCUGUUGGUGGGCUCCUCUACACUGUUCUUCGUGUUCACGUGUCCAUGGCUGGCGAAUGUUGUAUCUCCCGCGGUUCCUGUUUACAAUGGUGUGGUGUUCCUCUUUGUUCUGGCUAAUUUCAGCAUGGCCACCUUCAUGGACCCGGGUGUGUUCCCCCGAGCGACUGAGGAUGAGGAUAAAGAUGAUGAUUUCCGAGCUCCACUCUAUAAGAACAUGGAAGUGAAGGGAAUUCAGGUGCGGAUGAAAUGGUGCUCCACCUGCCACUUCUACAGACCACCACGCUGUUCACACUGCAGUGUGUGUGACAACUGUGUGGAGGACUUUGACCAUCACUGUCCUUGGGUGAAUAACUGCAUCGGUCGGAGGAAUUACAGAUAUUUUUUCCUCUUCCUGCUGUCUCUGAGCUCCCACAUGGUGGGUGUGUUCUCAUUCGGCCUGCUGUUUGUCCUCAACCACUUGGAGCGUCUCACGGAGCUGCACACUACCAUCACUAUGAUAGUGAUGUGUGUUUCUGGUCUGUUCUUCAUCCCUGUUAUGGGACUCACUGGGUUUCACUUAGUGCUGGUGGCCAGAGGGCGCACUACUAAUGAACAGGUAACGGGGAAGUUUCGGGGAGGUGUGAACCCUUUUACACGUGGUUGCUGUGGCAACGUGAAACAUGUUCUGUGCAGUCCUCUAGCUCCAAGGUAUAUAGUAGACCCCAGGAAGAAGCCAAACAUCCAGAUAAACCCCCCGUUCCUGCGCCCCGUUGUGUCUGACCGUAACGUGGUUGUUAAAGUGAGUGAUAACGGAGUUCACACUAACAUCCUGAGAUCAAAGUCAAAAAACAGUCUGGAUGGUUUGGGGGAGAAAAAUGCAGAUAUUCAGCCUCCUCUUCCUCCAAAAGCUGAGCGUCAUCAUCAUCUUCAUCAUCUUCAUCAUCCUCAGCAGCAAUUCCAGAGUCAGCUGACAUCCAGUGAAGAAAGUUCCCUGUCCAGUAAAGCCACCACUCCGUCCACUCCGGCCAUGUACAAAUUCAGACCAUCGUUCGGGACGAUGCCCAAAGUGCACUUUAACGCUGUGGGAGAGAAGAUCUCCAUGUCUGAAGACUCAAAAUCGUCGGCCAUCUUGGAAGAGCGAGCUCACGACUAUCGCUCCGAGCCCAAUCUGGAUUUCCCGGAUUACGGUGGUGCUGAAGUCCCUCCCCUUCAUCGCCACUUCCUGUCGUCUCCGUUCCAGCUGGACUCGUACAGCCUUAAACAUGCCGGCCGCAGAGAUGAACCCAUGAAGCUAGGGGGCGUCAAGCCCGAUUCGGUCACGUCCACACCUCACAGGGGCGUGUUUACCUCUGGGACGAUGUCCAGUCGCAACGCCAGUCUGUCCUACGACAGCUUAUUAACACCCAGUGCAGCCAUGGCUCCCUCUGUGCCCUUCCAUUCGCCCUUCCUGCCCACGAAAACCUGCCAUGUUCGUCGUCCUGAAUUGCAGCGUCAGCAUUUCCCCUCCUCCCCUUACAGCCCCACCCGGGUGGGGUACCUGUACAGUCGGGAGCGAGAGAGAGAGCGAGACGCUGAGAGGGAGCGAGACAGGGAUUCGUCUCCUGUCCGCUAUGAUAACCUGUCCAAAACCAUCAUGGCGUCCAUCCAGGAGAGGAAAGAGCUGGAGGAGAGAGAGAGGCUCCUCCUGCGUCAUGGACACACUCACAGCCACAUCCACAUUUACGCCAACGAUUCCGGCGUCUUUGAUGGACAUUGUCCUGCCUCCAGAGGGUCUCGUGACGAGCUCACCAGGGUCGGGGUGAUGUCCUUCAGCCCUCGUGCUGUCCGCUCCUCUGCGUUGUCACUGGCACGAGCUCACAGAACGUCCACUUCCUCUCUACACAACGAGGUGGGAAACGGAGGGGGCGUCUCUCAUCGCUCGCCAUCCCAUCAGCCCCCUCUGUCUCCAUCACCUUCUCCUCGUUCUCCUUCCUUUUCUCACCAUAAACUGUCCUUAAUCGGUGCAGUGGAGAGAGCCGAAUCACCUCACCUGAGCCACAGGGAGGAACUGAAUCGAGGGAAAGUUAACGGACAGCCUAAAGGGCAGAUGCGAGACUGCCACCUGGUGUCACACUCCGGACCGCCACUCAGCCCGAGCGUCAAAAAGGUGACCGGAGUGGGCGGGACUACGUACGAGAUAUCGGUGUGACGGACACCUGGAAUAGUCAAUCCAUACAUGAGGAAUACUGCCAUGGCAACCGACACUACCACCAGUGACAGAGCCUCUAUUUCAACCAAUCAGAGCCUUUUUUUCACAGGGGCUGACAGCCAAUCACAGCUGGUCUUUCACUAUUCUGGUCCAAUCAGAGGAGGAGGUGGUCCUUCAAUGUCUGGGUGUUUCUCGUUGGUGAUCGCAGCAUCUUGAGGCCAAGACAUUACUGUGUGUGUGUGUGUGUGUGUGUGUGUGUGUGUGUGUGUGUGUGUGUGUGUGUGUGUGUGUUUGUUUAAAUUCAGGAGUUUUUAUGUAUCUCUUUAUUCCAGAAAAAUGGUUUAAAUAGCUACAAAGAAUAACAACCCCUUCUGAAAAGGGCUGAAGUGUCCGUUAACUUUAAUAUCUAAUUCAAAGGUGCUCUGUGUGUGUGUGUGUGUGUGUGUGUGUGUGUGUGUGUGUGUGUGUGUGUGUGUGUGUGUGUGUGUGUUGUAGGCCACCACCUUCUAGUAUCAUCACCACCACCAUUUACACCCAGCAUUAGAGUUAGCGUUAGCAUUCAGUCUGUUUUUAUUCUAACUGAAUUUUCAGAAAUUCGUAGAUAAAAAAAGUAAAAAUUAAAUAAAUAAAAAUAAAAGCUAAAAAUGAAAGUGCAUUAAUCACGGACCUGUCACACACCUCAGAUCUCCAUGUUAGCGCUCUGGCUAGCUGAUGGUGGCCAUGUUGCUCCUCCGUCUCUGUAAAAUAAACAAUAACGAUCCUGCUGAAAAUUAUUGGCACCCUAUAGAAAAUUCAUUCAUUCAUAUAUAUAGUUUUAUUUUACAUGUUUCAUUCUGAUGUUCAUGCAGUUUAUAUAUAUAUUUAAAUAAAGUAUUGAGGCUGCUGAACUUCAUCAGGAGGGUUUUUCAGGAAGGGGGCCAAUAGUUUUUUCCCGCAUAUGAAGCACACAGAAUUAUAUGUUGACGUUUCUCUGUGUGUGUGUGUGUGUGUGUGUGUGUGUGUGUGUGUGUGUGUGUGUGUGUGUGUGUGUAAAUCUGAUGUUAGCUUGUUGCAUGUAUCAUGUUAGUUGAUUAAUUCUGCCUGUGAGCUCGAUGUAAAAUAAUGAGAAAAAAAUUUAUUCUGUCAUGUAACAUAAAUCAGUGUUAGUCGAUCAGGGGGCACAUACUUAUGAUCAGUCUGCCUGUGCGGGGUGGGAGGUGGGGUGUUUCAGUAGUGCACACUUUGUUCCCUCUCUAGGGCUCUAAUAUGGAGAUCUCUGGUUACUGCAUGACAUCAGACACGGUUGUCCUCCCUCUUCAGAAAUGUAUAAAGAGUUAACUAGAGUCAGGACUAUUGAUGCGGCAGGGCUUUAUUACCUUAGUACUGCUGUGUGUUUAUACAUGAACACUGCAGAGUAAACCUACACAUUAACAUUAAACUUUACCCUGAUUAACCCCACCCACACCUGUCACCCUGACACUGACCCUGUCACCUCCACCUGCCACCCUGACCCCACCUGUUACCCUCACCCCACACGUCACCCUCACCUCCACCUGCAACCCUGACCCCACCCCCACAUGUUACCCUCACCUCCACCUGCCACCCUGACCCCACCCGUCACCCCACCCCCACCUAUCACCCUGACCCCUCCCCCACCUCUCACCCCACCCCAACCUGUCACCCUGACCCCACCCCCACCUCUCACCCGUCACUAUUAGAUCAUUUUAAUCUAACACAUUAGUUGCAGUAUAAAUUCCCCAUGUCCUGCUUCUGUAGAUCCUGUGCUGCUGUUUACUGUAUUUUCGGUGCCACCAUGUUAGCGACACAACACUAGUGCUAACACUAUCACUGUGUCACGAUCACAUAAGCCGUGAAAUCCCGCAUCACGUCACAGCCUGUACAAUGGAAUAUUUUUUUAUUUCAAAAAUCUCUAUUUUGCCUAAACCCCAGAGACGUGACGUGACCCCUGCUGUUCUCUAAAGGACGGCGUCUUUAUCCUCUUUUAGUUUUUCUUUCAUUUCUUCUUCACUUUUUCUCGGUAACGUCCCACACCUGAGAUGAUUAACGCAGGUGUGUCGGUGAUUCUUAUUCAAAUAUUUCACUAUUUAACCAUCGCACUUGACACUGUAUUAAAAUAAAUUAAAACUUUCAUACUUUACUUUUAUACCAUAAAUAUAAAUAAAGCUUAAAGAGUUACAUCAUCUACAUGAGUGAGUAAAUGUGUGUAUCAGAUUUUAUCACUUUAUAAGAUGUUGUGUGGAAUUGUUUGGCCUUCGACAGGCUGUCUGGAACAGCAAAGCAUUCUGGGAAGAAAAAAGUACUUGAUGUGUGUAAUUAUAGACGAAGAGGAAUAAAAGAUUGUUGUGUUUAAAUACAGAUGUGUUCUGAAGAAAUAAAAGUAUUAUAGUUUG